GACGAGGAUCGGUUCUUUACAAACACGUACCCAACCUGACCUAGUCUUUUAAUUCAUCGGAGAAAAUAAAUUGACCUUGACACCUACGUAUGAUCAUGGCUCGCCUUAAUAAAGCUACCCUUCACAAGCCAGAUUCAUUGGGGGAAACUCUGGCUUACUUUAUAACUCGAUAUCAGCCCCCGUACAUUGCUCAAGUGUUGGAGGGAGUCGAGAGCCAUAAUGGAGCUUGUUCUGUAUCAGUUGACGAAUUGUUGACCGUACACAAAAGCGUGCAGCUGAGGCGAAUCAGAAUGAGGGAUUCCAAAGGUAAGCACUAUUUCUUGCCCGUUGACAACUCAACGCGCGUUGAAAUCGUACCCAAGACUCGUACACGCCUUACAAAAAGUUUUGGCCCUCAUCUGAUCCGCACAGCAAGGUUUCUGCGCGUCUUGAGAGAUGUUCCUGAGCUGAAACUCAACGAGGGAGAUGUUUUAGAACCUUUUCUGUUUGAAUCCACGAGCAAUACUGAAGCGGAAACUUUAAAAUGCAAAAUUCUUCGUCAGCCAGGAAAGGAAAUUAGACUCCCACUUCACUGGAGAGUACCUCUUGAGUCUUUUCAAGACUUCAACCCAAGAAGCUACACCAUAAGAUAUGUAGCUGAUAAUAUUGCUUUUCCAGUGGCUGUGAGAUUUGUUGGGAACGUAGUAUUCUACUCUGAUGUAACAGCAAGUUUGAGAGGAGAAUUUUAUUUCGAGGAGGUUGUGGAAGAGACCAUCGUUAUCGCAACCACAGGAGUAAAACAGGAUCAGUUUACGAUUCUAAAACUCCCCCUCGAUCUACCAGUAACCUUAUAUCCUAUCAAAAAGCUUCAUUGCGAUUCAAAAUACAUUAAUCGAUAUUGGAAAUACCUACAGGAAGAAUUGGAUAAGCUUGAAAAGCAGAUUACAACUGUUGAUAAUGACCUUCUACCCUCGAGUCAUUUUGAAAAUAUGGGGCGAGUUGCGCGGCUUCACGAGGAAAUUGGAGAUCAUCUUAAGACAAUGAGAGAAUGCCAGCCAGCUGUAAAGGGUUUAGACAAAGGCGUGGUCGUUCCAAAGCCAAAUCUUUGUGAAGAUUUCUACGAGCCAAUGAUGCCCUCCCUGAUAAACGAGGUAGACAAAUGCAUGCCGUUUCAAGAGGAGGUUGAACAUAAUUACGAAGCUAUGAGCUCCUGCACAUUAGGCAAACAAAGCGAGUAUGCGUCUGUUUUCGAUGGGGGCAUCAACAGUUACGAUGCCGUGGAACCCUUACCUUGCUCUGUUCCGUAUUCGAGUGCAAAGAGACGGCAGAGCUUUCGCAGUAAAAGCGUUGAGAGCCUCCGGGAGGAACCUUUCUAUUCCUCGCUUACUUCCAUUUUUCAAGGAGCCUCUCCCUUAGAAAGACCGCCACAUGUGUAUGAGAAAUUGGAGAACAAAUCGUCGACGGCAUUGCUAAGGAAAACGAAAUCUAAAAAAGAUCGCAUAAAAAGCUAAGAGGCAUAAUUUUACCAUUUUUAAAUCAUCGGAAUACUGAAGGCGUGUGUCAGAAAAAAAUAAAAUAGAUUAGUCCAUUGAGGAUUCCGAAAAAAUUCUUGCAUGGGCAAACUCCCAUUAAAGCAAUAGUUCGGUUUUUUUUUUUUUUUAAGAAAAAGUGUUCAAAUUUCAGAAAUGGUGCUUUUUCCGAUCAUGUUAUCUUGCAUGAUCAUAUCAAACUAGUACUUAUUGCCCUUGAAGGUGAACAUUUGCUUCCACUGGCGUCCAGGAUAGCGCGGACACAAGUUUUCGUUCUGUGCUUGCGCAUUGUUGUUUCACUGGGAAAGGAUAAAAAUGAAACAAAUAUGGCGGCCAGAGUGAAGAGAGAGUCUACUGCGCCAAAACGGUAUGUGGACGAGGUUUUGUCAGAAAUGUCAUCCAAAAAGAUGAAAAAAGAAAAAGCCGAUCGUAAACUUUAUCCUGUCGAUGUGAUAGACGUGGAAAAGAUUGGAAAGCGAGUGAAAAUUAACUAUGAAAAUUAACUACAGCGAACGGUACGACGAGUGGCGGCCAUGUGAUAGUGGGGAUAGCAACCCUCCUUUCCAGCGGAUGGAAUCUCUUCCUAUUCCUUCUAGUACUUCUCUUGAGGACCGGACGGAAUAAGUCCAUGGAGAACUGUAUCGUGAAAUAAAAAGAAAACUGUAUUCUGGCCGAAAGGAUGAUCCAGCAACCCGUGUUGAAAUUCGAAUUGAUCAGGAUGUGUUUGAUGAAGGACUGGCAUUAGCAGGUAAGCCAAGUAAAGAAAGAGGGAAGACUGUCUAUCGGAUCGACUCCAAUGAGGCAUUAAACCAUUUGCUGGGAAUCAAAUGGGAUGAACGCAUUUUCAAUGAAAAUGGUGAUUUUGCAUUUGUCUUUGAUAAAACAGUGCGUUUCUGGUUGUCUAGAAAGACUGCCAUCCAAGAAUUUAAGGUAAUAGGGGGAAAAUACAUUAGAUCUGAAAUAGAGGACAAUUUAUGCGUAGUAUUUACAUUUGUAAGGGGUGAUGGAAAUAAGCAUAAUUAUGCUACAAAAAACUGAUUAUCGUUAUUAAAUGUCUUCAUGCUUUUCCAUUCCUCUUAAAAAAAAUCAUUGUGCAAUUACAUUAUAUAUUAUAUUAUUGUAGUAUACAUAUAUCUGUAUAUACUGACAUGACAGGGCUGUAAAUAAGGGCCAUAACCCAUAACACUCGGCAGCUGAGUUAGUUUGAUUUUGACUGGAUAUUACGUAUCCACUCAAAAUGGUUACUGUUAGCAAAGAGACUGCUAUCAACAAUAUUGUUAGGGAUGAAACAUUAAAGCCAGUGGGUGUUUCACUGAAACUUAUUGUCAGCCCUGUGGUAUCUAUAUGUGUAAACUUUACAAAGAUCAGACUGAACUUUUCAGGUUACAAUCCAAGUACAGUGUAUGUUGAUGUUGUCAACUGGUAAAUAAAAUUAUAGUGAUUUUU
Molecule: messenger RNA, 2954 nt
Organism: Stylophora pistillata
Lineage: Eukaryota; Metazoa; Cnidaria; Anthozoa; Scleractinia; Pocilloporidae
Source: RefSeq, a predicted model, not a curated record